Acanthoscelides obtectus is the source of this 1259-nucleotide messenger RNA. The record is from the annotation of a GenBank genome assembly. NCBI's taxonomy places the organism in Eukaryota, Metazoa, Arthropoda, Insecta, Coleoptera, Chrysomelidae.
GUUCAACUUAGAUCGACCCGUGAAAACGCGCUUUUACAGAAACUUCGAUUCGAGCAUUUUUUUGAUGAAUCUCAAAUAUACGAGUACAAAGUACAAAACAAUUUCACUAAACAUAAGUUCAAAAUCGAAAUUACAGAAUGUGAAUACUCUAUGCGAACCCUAGAGAGGGAAAUUCACAAGAAUACUAAUUAUGUAGUGCUUCUUAUAACUAAGUUGUUUGCUGGCAGACGUAUACAGGAGUAGAAUCGUACUUGAGAUGUAUAAAUGAGGUCAUCACUGAAUCAUCACAAUUGAUGGAAGAUGGGAAUCAAGAAAACAAUUCCAGGAGUAUGGAGCAACUAGCAGAUAUAUCAAGGGGAUGGAAGAAAGGGUCAGAUUUGAAAAAACCUGUUUCAGCACAAUUGAGGCGAUCUAUCAGUAAACCAGCACAAAGCGAUAAGGCUGAAAGCCAAGCAAGCAAACAUGCUAAUACCUGCAAGCCAUCAAAUCGUAGAAGACUGUCAUCAAACCAGCUCGCUCAAAAAUACAACUUGUUGGUUGAUAAAAAGAAAGUUAUUGCAAACCAUGCCCAGAAGAAGCUCGAACAAGAAUUGAACAUGAAUUAAGGGUACAAGCGUUAAAAUAUGACAUAGAAAUUAAAAAGAGGCAAUUAGACUCACUAAGGCCCGAGGCAGAAUGACACAUGAUUUCCAAGACUAUUUUAUUAAUGGUUUGUUGUUUUUUUUUUGGAUUCUAUACCUGUUUUUUUGAAAAAUGAGAUUUAACUCUUAAGUACCAAAGUGUUAUUUUUGUUACAUAAGAUGUGACUAGGCUAGACCACAACAAUUUUACUAAUCAAGAACAGUUGUUUCUUCAUAUUCUACUUAAUUUUUGGAAAUAUAAAACUGUCUAUCAGACCAUACAUUGGUACUUAAGAGGCUAAUCACUGAUGUACUUAUUUCCUUGGAAGUUUUUAAGUUGUAGCAUUUGGCUAGUCAAAUCACUACUAUACUGUGAUAUUUUCAAAAUAUAUUAUUGUUUUGUUUUUAGAUUAAAGUUUUUAUACUUUAGUUUUGUUUGAAGACUGUAGUUUGUGAUAGUUUUGUUUGAAGGCGAUAGUUGUGAUGUAAAAACAAUAAAAGGGAAAAUAUAACAAAAAUAUUUUAUUCCUCGCAUUAUAACUCGAGAAAAAGAAACAUUCAAAGAUUUCCAAUAUAAUUAAUCAUUUAUUCUUGAGCAGUAUUGACAUUGUGAUUCUGUAUUGUAGGCAUUUCAAUAUC